Molecule: messenger RNA, 3480 nt
Organism: Lindgomyces ingoldianus
Lineage: Eukaryota; Fungi; Ascomycota; Dothideomycetes; Pleosporales; Lindgomycetaceae
Exons: 1
Biological process (GO): transmembrane transport
Source: RefSeq, a predicted model, not a curated record
UUCCUCUCGCUCAUUCUCUCCCUCGCAACCCUCCUUCCGUUUUCUCAUGCCGUCUUCAUAAACUUUGAUAACUGCCUACCCCAUAACGUUACCGAUUCGAACCCGAAGACCCUCCAGUUCGUACCCUUGUAUGUCUGGGCCUCCUUCAACACCUCCGCGGAGAGCCAUCACCUCAACAUUACGGUAUAUGGGAAUGUAACUGGGCGGUUGCUGCAGCAGGAGUUGCCUCUACCCAGUGACGAAAACUACUGGAACAACCCAAACCUUACAGAUGGCAAGAUUAUCGAUGUGAGCACGACAAAUCCGAAGUACUCAACUCUCUUUUCCAACUACAAGGUUCUCACAUACAAUGCCUAUACAGCCCAGCCCAGCCAGUUCUGUUUGUCCACUGUUAACAAAGCGUGUCCACUGAUUCCAGUCUUCAGUGACGCUGUAGGCCCCAAGCAGCUGCCUGGAUUCGCCGUGGGCCAUGAUUUCUACAGCAGCUAUUCCUUUGCGACCUUCGCUGCGACAAUGCGGGUAGAUUCCGGUGACUUAGGCGGUCCUCCUUUGGCAUGUGUAUCCGCAAACAUUACCCCAGACAUAGGGAGCAGGCUAGCUGAUGCGCUCUGCUACCUACCCGCUGCUGUGCUUGCCCUCGUGGCCAUAGCAACCGUCUUCGCCGCGACAUGCAGUCCCUGGGGAACCUCCGAUCCCUUCCGCUGGUCUAGCAAUUACGGGAGAGAUGAAGACCUACUUCGCCUUGUCACCCCCGGCUUUGGUGACUGCCUUCAAUACAUCCAGUUCAUUGUUCUGGCAGGCAGUUUAAACUUGAACUAUCCAGGAUAUUUCCAACCAGUUGUCAGCCAGGCCAGUUGGUCACUCCUCAUUUUUAAUGAGAGUUUCGUCAGCCAUGGGAACGGAGCCCAGUCUCUUAUCGAUGGAAUCUACUUUGCGAACGGAACGUAUGGUAUAUCACGCCUCGGCGAGUUGGUGGGCAUGACGGAAGAGAAGGACAUUUGGGCAGGGAUGGCUGUGUGGCUUCUUGGACUCAUCCUCGUUGUGACCUUGCUGGGCCAGCUCGGCUUCUUCAUCCGCUGGAUGUACCGAUUGACAACUAACACCCAGGAAUCUGACCUGCGGAGUAAAAAUUGGCCUUUCACUGCAGGUAAUAUUGUCCGGAUCGUGUUUAACUUCUUUCUUCUCCCUAUUAUUGCGCUGUCCCUCUUCCAGCUUGUAGUUGCUGGCCGUUCACCUGCAUCGGUCGUUGCCAUGGCUGUUGUCCUUUUAAUUAGCGUUAUCACAAUCGCUACUUGGAUAUUCUGGUUGAUAUUCACAACUCGCCCGCGCGCGCAUCUCUUCGACGACCUCCCAACCGUUCUCACCUAUGGACCCCUCUACAAUACGUACUCAGACGAUGCUGCCCCUUUCGCUUUCAUUCCGGUGUUGUUAACUGUCAUCCGCGGCAUUGCUAUUGGAGCCAUACAACCUUCUGGCAUUGCGCAGAUCAUUAUGCUUGCCAUAUGCGAAGUAAUCUUAAUACUCACCUUACACGCCUUCCGGCCGUUCCAGUCUAAUACAUCCAUGAACGCUUAUCACACAUUCUUCUCCUCCAUUCGACUUGUGUGCACGCUUCUCAUGGUAUCCUUUGUUCCCUCGCUGGGAGUGGAUGAAGCAUCCAGGGGAUGGGUCGGCUAUGCUGUUUUGUUAUUACAUGCCGUUGUCUUGGUCUUUGGGUUCUUUCUCAAUUCCUUACAGACCCUUAUUGAAGUGGCUGCGAGACUUGCUGGCGCCGGAGGGGAGCAGCGCGGCGGUCUCACGAAAGUUUUCGGCAUGCGCCAACUAUCCAAACGAACUCAUCGCCAGAAUCAACGAAGCAGCCUCAAUUCAGACGCGGCAAUGCUUGCUCACGAUGGCGAUGCAAAAUCCAUCCAGCUCAUGGGUGGCAGGUCUCGAAGCCUCUCGGGUAGCUCAGCGGUGCUUCUCAACCAGCAUUAUACAGGAGGUCAGCGCGCCAGCGCCGGAUUCGAAGGAUUUAGUCAAGGUGAUAGCCUCGGUGGCACGAGCCCAGGAACUCCUGGAGCUGGAGCAUCACCAUGGAGUCACUUUGGCGGUGGAUCUGGUCAGAGUUCCAGACGUCCUACGAUGGGAACGAUGGAGGCCACGGAUCCGUACUAUCGCCCACCUCGCCCUCGGAAGCACACCAUUGAUACCCUAAAUAAUGUCCCAGCCGCCCGGGCUCGACACUCUGGUGGAAGUGCCGAUCUUACGAACACGCCGUAUGCCGAUUCGCCAGAUCAGGCUGAGGCCGGUGAUGCUGGCGAAGGACCUUCGUCGUGGUCUCCAAAUAAAUCAAUUACCCCAGCAUAUCUCCGGAUGCAUCGCGAUGAUUCCGAUCCCAAUCUUGCUGAGCGACGCAAAAAUACUGAUUACUCAGUUCGAGAAUCCGAUUUCUACUAUGGUCUUCGCGGCCCCGCCCUAUCGUCCACGCCAACUCGUAAGCUAAAAACCGGGCCUGCCGACCCAAUGGGACCUGUUUCAAAUGCUACUGGUUGGUUCAAGAGUCUAUCCGUUUUCGGCGGAAAGAAGAAGGAGAAGGGCAAAGGAUUCGAGGUUGUGAGAAGUACCCGUAUGCCGCCGCAGAUGAUGCCGCUAGAGGAAGGUGACGAAUCUCCUCCGAUCCCACACGAGCCAUAUAGAGAUAAUCCCGGCACACCUCCUGACACGAAAAUGUCUUCCGAGCAGCCGAAUCCCGUUGGGGUUUUCGCAGUUGAUGGUACAAGGAAAUCAGAAGAGACUGAUUCGGAUCAUAGCAGCGAUUCGGACCCUUUUGAUUCUCGAAUGAAUCGAGUGUCGAGUAUCGCUCCCACACUAGGCCCAAUAGAGACUGGAGGGGGCAUCGAGUUGCCCAGUAGGAUCGGCUCGCGGGCGUCGAAGAUCUCACGUUCUCAAGCCCCCAGCCGUGCACCCACGUUGCCUAGGAAGAGUUCAAAACGGCCGAAGUCUACGGAUAGGGCAGUUUUGGAAAGUACAUCCAGGUUAUCAACAGUUGUUGCUUCACCACCGGGCACCCCUGGGCGAAUGUCAGCGCACAUGGGCCUUGAUCCUAGGCAUCAUCUUCAAGCCCAUCCAAACACCGAUCCUCGCCAGCAUCUCCAGCCCCACCCGAAUACCCUCCCUCUCCAUCUUCCCUUCGGAUCUUCAGAGCCAUCACCUUCUCCAGAGCGCUCCGCGGGCAACUCAGCUGCCUCAAGCAUCUAUCCCAACGAUGGUAACAGUGAUUACCACCAACUUGGCAAUCCGGAUGACCUUGUACCCCCACAUAUUAUUCAAGCUGGCGAACGGCCGGUGAGCACUGGGUAUGUACAUCAACAUAUGGCACGCGACAGCAUCCGAAAUGAUGGAUUCGAUGCUGGCACUCACCUCGAAGCGUCGGCCGAGUUUGUCGACGGAAGGAGUCGAAGCAUUAGCACUCAGCGCAGCGGCGCAUCGCACCAAUCC